AUGACUGGUCGAAUCGUUAAAGAUGUAUUUAACAAAGCUAAAAGUGGAGAGAUAUUGAGAUUAGAGAACAGUGAUAUUAACCUCCAAAACAUGCAUGGCGUUUCAGCACUGAUGAUGUCUGUUAUGGAAAAUGACAUACUGGCUUUAAAAACUUUGAUAUCUGCAGGCGCUGAUGUUAAUUUAACCAAAACUAAGGUCAGAUAUACCACAGCACUGAGCAUAGCAGUGGAAAUGGGGAGAGUCGAAUGUGUAAAGGAACUGAUCAGGGCAGGAGCUUUCUUAACGUGUGAGCGAGGGUUGGAGGCUUUAAUGAUGGCGAGGGAUUACAACUUCUUAGAUGCUGUGAUUCAAGGAGAGAAAGUAUCUUCUACAAAGUCUUAUUAUGAUCAUAAAAACGCAUUCGAUACAGCUUAUAACCAUGAAUGCUUUGAUUUGCUUGUCGAUUUGAUUAACUGUGGCAUUACAAAAAAAAUAUCAUCAUUAAAAUUUGAAGACUUUGCCAGGGCAGAGAUAUUCAACGCACUGAUGAUCUCACCUAACAUUAACAUUAAUGAACGCUAUUGGGAGGGACAAACUAUGUUAAUGAAAGCUGUUCAAACUGAUAAAAUGCAUAUUGUACAAUUUCUUCUAGAAAAAGGAGUUAACAUUUAUGAAGUAGACUGGAGAGGAAAUACAGCUCUUCAUUUUGCCUACGGUGGAAAGUCUGAAAUUAUUUCUCUACUUCUGGCAGCUGGAGCUAAAGUUGAUGUCAAAAACUCAGAAAAUCAAACACCACUUCAUGUUGCAGCUAAUAAAUCAGACAAAGAAAUGAUAAAUCUUCUCAUAGAGGCAAAAGCAGAUAUAAAUUGUACAGAUAAUCGUGGCCAAACACCGCUUGCAAUUUGUGUUGAAAACUCAGAUAUGAAAACAGCAAAAUGUUUACUUCGACAUGGGGCAGAUGUCAAUAAAGGUAAUAACCACGGGGCUACUCCCCUUAUCUGGGCCGUUACAAAACAACAUGAGAAGUUCGUAGAUAUCCUAAUUCUUCACAAAGCAGACGUGAAUUAUAAACAAACCACAGCGUUAAUUUAUGCUGUAUUGAAAGUUAACAAAAAUAUAGUGUCAAAACUGGUUCAGGCUGGUGCUGAUGUUAACAUGAAGACUGCACGGUGUUAUCGAGAGAGAUAUCGCAUUCAAUAUGAUCUUUUGGAAGAGAUGAAAAACACUUUGCUGGAUACUUCUGAGCAUAACCUCACACCUUUACACAUAGCAGUUCAAACUUUUCCUCAAUAUGAAGAAAAGAAAUCAGUUGAGGUAGUCAAUGUACUGUUGAAAGGAGGGGCAAAUGUUAAUGCAGUUGAUGAGGAUGAUAGGAUUCCUCUACACAUCGCAUCAAUCUUUGGUGAUUUGGAGAUCGUAAAAUCUUUAAUCAAGGCUGGAUCAAACAUAAACGCCGUGGACAAAUUCGGAAACACCCCACUUUUCUUUUCGUUACUUUAUAAUCAUAGAGAGUUAGCAAAAUAUUUGAUAAAAUCCGGAGCGGAUGUAAACUUGAUGAGUGAAUCUCAAUGCUCGCCUUUAUAUGUUGCUGUGUUUUACAAAAAUACUGAGCUUGUUCGAAUGCUGAUUAAACAUCGCGUUCUUCCAGAUAAAGGCAGAAAAUCUGAGCUAUUGAAGGCUCUAGAAUAUAAUGAUUUAAUUGUGUCAAUACUUUUAGUGAAAAAUGGCGCUAAUGUUAACGUUAAAGACGAUACUCAGACACCUGCAUUGAUAAAAGUUUUAAAACUUGUAAAAUUUAGCAAAACGUUACGAUCACGAUACAUAGGCUUUCAGAGAAGUGAGCAAUAUUUGUUUACACUGGGACGUAAACGUGUGUAUGGUCCAGAUCCUGAUGAACCAUCGGUGCCCACAAAAGUGUUUGUUUCCAAUAAACAAAGUAUAAAAACAAAAGCUCUAAUUGAGUCCAUGCUUCAGCACGGUGCCAACCUUUCUUUAGCAGACGUUGAAGGCAACACUUGUCUGCAUGAAGCUGCUCGACAUUGCAGUAAAGAGAUAUUGGAGCUACUGUUACAUCACAAGGCGGAAGUAAAUCAACAGAAUGUAAAUGGUGAAACCCCACUAAUGAUAGCUUGUGUGAGCGGCAAUGUUGAGGCUGCAGAGGUCUUACUUAAGGCAGGGGCUAACGUGUUUUUGGUUGACAAAAAUAAAAACACGGCAUUACACCAUUGUGCACAGUAUGCAAUUGAUUUGCUUCCCUUAGUUGAAAAGCUCGUCUUACAUAGUAACCAACAUAAUAAUGACUUCAGGCAAGAAAAUACCUUGGUAAGUAAUGCCAACCGAACUGUUAAUGCACAGGAAAACGAUUUGAUUGAUACAUUACAAACCACUGAAACAAAUUCUAAAAGUGAAAUUUUUGUCAACAUGACAAAUGAUAACAAAGAAAGCGCUAUUCACAAAUUUUGCACAUUAGGGCGUCUCAACGUUGUCAAGUUUUUGAUAAGUCAAAAGUGCAAUCUAGACUCUACUACUAGCUCAGGGCAAACACCUCUAAUGAUUGCAUCAAAAAAUCAGUUCCUACCUGUUGUAAAAUGUCUGUUUGAAAACAAAGCGAGCGUAAAUAUACAAGACAAGGAUGGUGAAUCAGCACUACAUGCUGCAGUGAAAUGUUGUAAUUUCGAAAUUGUAUCAUUCUUAGUAGAGAACGGAGCUAAUGUCACCGAAUCAAAUAAUGCCGGGCAAACGCCACUUUUCUAUGCGGGAAGUUUGAAAACUAUUAAGUAUUUGAUUGAAAAGGGAGAUGAAAUAAACCGGAUAGACAAAAGUGGGGAAACGGCUUUACACUUCAAAUCUAAAUCUUAUAAUCCUUCAGCUGUUGAUGCAUUAUUAGAAUUAGGAGCAAAUCCAGAUAUCACUACAGAUGAAGGCAUCACGGCUCUAAUGUUCGCUGCCAGUGUGGGCUACAUUUCUGUCGUGAAAAGUUUAAUAGGAAACGGAGCUAAUGUUCAUGUACGAGAUAGUGAGGGGAGAAAUGCUUGCAUUUACGCUGUAAUAGGUGUUAAAAAGAAAAAAGACUGGUAUGUUGCAGACUAUGGAGAUUCUUAUAAUGAUUGUUACGGUGAUUACAUUGAAAUGUUUAGAGAAUCUGACGUGGCAGAUGAUCUCUUUGACAUUAUGAAUGUCCUGGUUACUGCUGGUGCAGAUUUAAACAUUUUGGAUAAUGAAAAUCGAUCUUUAAUUGUGUAUACUUUAUUAAAUGUAAAAAAGGAGUCGCAGAAAGAAUGCAUUCAAAAGUUUUUGAAACUUGGUGUUGAUCCUAUCCUGCAUGAAAAUCACCGGUAUUUAUUAAAUGAGUUUAUUUUGCCAGAAUGCUGGCCUUUUUUUGAAGAAAAACGUGCACGCUUUGGUCUAAAAGAUAAUUCAAAAAUUAUUUUUCAAUUUCUCCUAAUAAACGGAAUCACACUGUGUCAUUUAGUAAGCAAUUACACUCGAUUUUCUGAAUCAAAUUUUACCUGCGCUGCUCGGAACAAAAACUUUGAUUUCCUUCGUUUCUUUUUAGCCACGGGCUUUAUCUUUACAUCUGACUUGAAGAGUUUGCGUAAUGACAAAUACUUUAAAGACAAUGCUGAUGAUAACUUAGACACCAAUGACUCACUACAUGCUGAGUUAACUUUGGCCAAAAGAGAACCCUGGCCACUGGUCAAACUAGCUUUUAUUGAAGUCUCCACCUUACUUGGGACUGGGCCUAUGAGAGAAGAAAAACUAAAACAGACCAAACUCCCACCAAGAUUACAGCGAACGUUGAUGUUUCAAGAACCAAUAUCAAGAUUACCUGUAGAAGACUGGUCUAAAAUACCUCUUUGUUUUGACCCAGUACAGUACGAGACUUUACCAUGUCCUAGACCUUUACUCUACUACUGGCCUGUUGGGCAUAGGCUCGUCGACUGA
Messenger RNA from Physella acuta, 3924 nucleotides. RefSeq names its product ankyrin-2-like. Lineage: Eukaryota; Metazoa; Mollusca; Gastropoda; Physidae. The record is from RefSeq and is a predicted model, not a curated record. Gene Ontology annotation, molecular function: protein binding.